AUGGGUCCCAGCUCCAUGACUAACCUCUUCACCAUCACUUCAUUGCCCAUCUUUCUAUCGUUCUCGCAGUAUGCGCUCAGCUUCCUGGAUUCACGACAGCGCUACUUUGAUUGGAGAGCCCUGGAUGCAGAAGACGACGGUCACCUUGUUCCUACUCAAAACGAGAAGGACUACUAUCUUCCACCGCGCUCCCUGCUCCGGGCUCCGUUUGCCACUCGAAAGCGUGAGAUGCUCAUAUACCUCGUGCAGGAACUUGCCGUACGAAGUUUCGUCACCGAAAUGGUCGAGCAGCGGGACCACGAGGAAGACGUGAACCUCUUACAUCAAGCGAUAUUGGAUGCGAUUCCUGUCGGGGAUGUGCGAUUCCUCAGAUAUCUGCUCUACUUCGCUGUGCAGGUGGAUGCGGCUAAUCAAGGGUUUCUCACGGGCCCGGUCAAUGAGUGGGAGUCCACUGCGUGCUCUGAGAAUGGAAAGAUCCCCUCAGACAUCAGCCUCACGUUAUUAAAACGUCUUCCAACCUUUCUGAAUAGCGACAGAGGAGAGCAAUACAUAUUUGAAGCGAUAAAGGCGGCACACACCGACGUCUUCGCUCUUCUGGUGGACCACUGGUUGCUGUCAUGCACCAAAGAAACGGUUGGCCAGUUUGAUUCUACCUUGACACGGCUACUGCAAACCGCACUCGAGGGUAUUAUGAAACAAAGCGACGAUGUCGAUGACAGCGCAGAAGUUCGGGCCCGCAUGCUCGUUGCUGCGAGACGCCGAGCCACCGAAGGAGCUGGGCGCGUGACCGAAUACGAAAGCGAGAAGUGGGGUCGCCAGCGACCGUGGACGCCUCGCGACGUUGAAGUGGGCUCGUUGGGGAGUCUGGACGAGUAG
Cladophialophora yegresii CBS 114405 is the source of this 876-nucleotide messenger RNA. RefSeq lists its product as uncharacterized. The record is from RefSeq and is a predicted model, not a curated record. NCBI's taxonomy places the organism in Eukaryota, Fungi, Ascomycota, Eurotiomycetes, Chaetothyriales, Herpotrichiellaceae. The transcript has a single exon. Bases 1 to 876 code for a protein of 291 amino acids.